This is a messenger RNA of Beta vulgaris subsp. vulgaris (sugar beet), 3432 nucleotides long. Its product is annotated as dynamin-2A. Lineage: Eukaryota; Viridiplantae; Streptophyta; Magnoliopsida; Caryophyllales; Amaranthaceae. The transcript has 22 exons. Bases 289 to 3045 code for a protein of 918 amino acids. Gene Ontology annotation, cellular component: membrane; microtubule; cytoplasm. Gene Ontology annotation, molecular function: GTPase activity; GTP binding; microtubule binding. The record is from RefSeq and is a predicted model, not a curated record.
AUCACAUCACCGCUCCCUCUCACCCCACCCUCUCUCUUAAUCUGAGUAUGUAUGUGACUGAACAAGUUCAAAAAAGUUGGAAACCCCCAUUUGAAUUUUCUCUCUCUUCUUAUUUCGAUCUCCUCCUUCAAUUCAAAAUCUUCCUCCAAAUUUCUUCAAUUUCUAGGGUUUCUCUCUCUCUCCUCCACAUCUUUCGCUUCGAUCUCUAUCUCUUUCUCUCUCCUCUGCGUUUGAUCUACUCUUUCUUUCUUCGAUCUCUUUCCUUAGAUUCGAUUUUGAUCUAAAACAAUGGAGGCGAUCGAAGAAUUGUCUCAGCUUUCAGAUGCGAUGCGCCAAGCUGCUGCUGUGCUCGCUGAUGAAGAUGUUGAUGAUACUUCUGUGUCGUCGUCUCGCCGUAACUCCACUUUCCUCAAUGCUGUCGCACUUGGCAAUGUCGGUGCGGGUAAAUCAGCAGUGUUGAAUAGUCUGAUUGGACAUCCAGUUUUGCCAACUGGUGAAAAUGGUGCUACACGGGCUCCCAUAAGCAUUGAUUUAAACAGGGAUAGCUCUCUAAGUAGCAAGUCCAUUGUUUUGCAAAUUGACAAUAAAACUCAGCAGGUGUCUGCAAGUGCUCUUAGGCAUUCACUUCAGGAUAGACUCAGCAAGGGCUCAUCAGGAAAGACUCGUGAUGAGAUAUAUCUGAAGCUGCGCACUAGUACAGCUCCACCUUUGAAAUUAGUUGAUCUGCCUGGGUUGGAACAGCGGAUUGUGGAUGAGUCUAUGAUCAGUGACUAUGUGGCACACAACGACGCAAUUUUGUUGGUGAUCAUUCCUGCCUCUCAGGCGCCAGAAGUUUCUUCAUCAAAAGCUCUCAGACUUGCUAAGGAGUAUGAUUCAGAAGGAACGAGAACAAUUGGAGUAAUCAGCAAAAUAGAUCAAGCUGCCUCAGAACCUAAAGCCCUUGCUGCUGUACAGGCUUUAUUGUUGGGUCAAGGACCAAGAAGUACAGCUGAUAUGCCUUGGGUUGCUUUGAUUGGCCAGUCUGUGUCGAUAGCUACUGCUUCUGGAAAUUCUGGAACAGAGAACUCCUUAGAAACUGCUUGGCGAGCUGAAAGUGAGAGUCUCAAGUCUAUCUUAACCGGGGCUCCACAAGGCAAGCUUGGUAGGAUAGCUUUGGUGGAAUCAUUGGCUGCACAAAUACGCAAUCGCAUGAAAGUCAGGCUUCCAAAUAUUCUUUCUGGACUUCAGGGCAAGUCCCAGAUAGUUCAGGAUGAACUAGUAAAACUUGGGGAGUCAAUGGUUUCUAGUGUUGAAGGUACGAGAGCUCUGGCAUUGGAGCUUUGUCGGGAAUUUGAGGAGAAAUUCUUGAGGCACGUUACUGGCGGUGAGGGUAAUGGAUGGAAGAUUGUUGCCAGUUUUGAGGGAAAUUUUCCUAACAGGAUCAAGCAGCUUCCAUUGGACAGACACUUUGAUAUUAACAAUGUCAAAAGGAUUGUUCUAGAAGCAGAUGGUUACCAACCAUAUCUUAUAUCUCCAGAAAAGGGGUUAAGAUCCUUAAUAAAGAGUGUCCUUGAAAUGGCAAAAGAACCAUCGCGGCUUUGUGUUGAUGAGGUGCAUCAUGUACUUGUGGACAUAGUGUCUCAAGCUGCAAAUGCUACACCGGGCCUUGGAAGAUACCCACCAUUUAAGAGAGAGGUAAUUGCAAUUGCAAGUUCUGCGCUUGAUGUGUUUAAAGGUAAAGCAAAGCAAAUGGUAGUUGACUUGGUAGAUAUGGAGCGUGCCUUUGUUCCACCACAACACUUCAUUCGUUUGGUGCAGCGGAGGAUGGAGAGACAAAGGCGUGAAGAAGAAGUGAAGAGUCGAUCUUCCAGGAAAGGGUUGGAUGCAGAGCAAUCGAUUUUGAAUAGGGCAUCAAGUCCUCAGACAAGUAGCCAACAAAGUGGUGGGAGCUUAAAAGCAAUGAAGGAAACAAAGUCUGAUAAAGAGAAGGACAAAGACAAAGACAAAGAUAAAGAAGGACAAGAGGGUUCUGGUCUAAAAACAGCUGGGCCAGAUGGAGAAAUUACUGCAGGUUUCUUAUUGAAAAAGAGUGCUAAAACUAACAGUUGGACUAGACGAUGGUUCGUGCUGAAUGAGAAAACUGGAAAGCUCGGGUAUACAAAGAAACAAGAGGAAAGACAUUUUCGUGGUGUAAUCACUUUGGAAGAGUGUCAUAUUGAAGAAAUUGCUGAUGAAGAAGAGGCCCCUCCAAAAAAUUCCAAGGACAAGAAAUCAAAUGGGCCUGAUAAAGGUCCCAGUCUGGCAUUCAAGUUGACGAGUAAAGUACCAUACAAGACUGUUCUCAAAGCACAUAGUGCUGUCCUGUUGAAAGCGGAGAGUCCGGCGGACAAGGUUGAGUGGAUCAACAAGUUGAAAAACAUUGCAACACUUAAAAGUGGUCAAGGAAUGGGUGAACCUGGACUCCCAAUGCGUCAAAGUCAUUCUGAUGGUUCUCUUGAUACAAUGGCCAGAAGGCCUGCAGACCCAGAAGAGGAGCUGCGCUGGAUGUCUCAAGAAGUCCGUGGAUAUGUAGAAGCCGUCCUAAACAGCCUUGCUGCAAAUGUGCCAAAGGCUGUUGUUCUUUGCCAAGUGGAGAAAGCUAAAGAGGAUAUGCUAAAUCAAUUGUACAGUUCCAUAAGUGGCCAGAGCUCAGCAAAGAUUGAAGAGCUUCUUCAAGAAGACCAAAAUGUGAAACGUAGAAGAGAACGUUAUACGAAGCAGUCAACUAUUUUAUCAAAACUCGUGAGGCAACUAAGUAUUCAUGAUAACCGGGCAGAUGCUGCAUCUGAUGGUGGUAGUGGUCCAGAAAGCAGCCCCAGAACAGGGGGCGCAGGGGCUGGGGAUGAUUGGAGAACUGCAUUUGAUGCUGCUGCUAAUGGGCCUACAGAUUUCUCUAGGACUCACAGUCGGCGAUAUAGUGAUCCAGCGCAAAAUGGUGAUCUGAAUGGCGGAUCUGGUUCAAGCUCAAACAGCCGUCGCACGCCAACACGAUUGCCCCCUGCUCCACCUUCAUCUGGUAGAUACUAGAUGCUCAGUAGAAUGAAGGUAGACGGAGUUUGGAUGACUGAAUUGAUGAUUCAUGUAAUUCUUGCUGGGGGUGGGUGUUUUGAUCAUGUUCCCUGAUAUUGAGCAUUUCUUCUGCUCUCCUUAUAUGUUAUAAUAGUUUUGUAGAUUGGAAAAAAAAAAAGGCGAUUCUUGUAGAUAGAUUAUGGGCGGUGUUUAUUUUCACCAUUGACGACUGGCUUUUGAGAUGUAUUGGCAGUUUGUUCAUUUCAAAAUUUUCUUGUUUCCCCCCCCCUUUCCUUAGGGGAAAUGAUGUCUUUUUCACAUUAAUUAUUGAAGUUCUUUUUGCACGAGAUUAUAAAAAAAUAUAGAGGUCAUAACGAGUGCAACGUCAGCACUUUUAAGAAUGUA